AUGCGUAAGUGUAAAAUUUUUGUUGGUAACUCUCACCCAGAGUUAGGUAACAUGGUCUGUCAAAGAUUAGGUAUUGAACCAGCUCCAUGUUCAUUAAAGAAAUUUGCAAACGGUGAAACCUCUGUUCAAAUUGGUGUCUCUGUUCGUGACGAAGACGUGUAUGUCAUCCAAUCUGGUUCUCCAUCAAUUAACGAUGAUAUCAUGGAAUUGUUGAUUUUAGUCUCUGCCUGUAGGGGCGGAUCUGCAAAGAAAAUCACAGCUGUCAUUCCUCAGUUUCCUUAUUCCAAGCAAUGUAAAAUGAAGAAGCAUAGAGGUGCUAUCACUGCAAGGAUGUUGGCUAAUCUACUGGUUAUGGCCGGUGCUGAUCACGUUGUGUCCAUGGACCUUCAUGCUUCCCAAAUGCAAGGUUUUUUCACGAAACCAGUUGACAACCUAUAUGGAGGUCCAAGCUUAGCUAAGUGGAUUAGAGAAAAUGUUGAAGACUAUGAAGAUGCAGUAGUUGUCUCUAAGAACCCAGGCGGCACUAAAAGAGUCACUGCUCUUGCUGAUUCUUUGAAGAUCAACUUCGCUAUGAUUCAUACCGAUCGUCGUCGUUCUAAGGAUCUGUAUUCUCAAAACAAGGAUUUACAACAGUUGAAAUUGAGGAAGCAAUCGAUGUUGAGGAAAAACAAACCUAUCGUGAGACAAGGUGAUCAUCCAAAUGAGGAAGAAAACAUCAUUCUGAGCAACGGUAUCCAAACUGCUAGAAUCCGUAACGGUCACGUUAUCGGCGACGACGAAGCAGAUGACGAUGAAGACGCCAUUUUGGAAUCUGACGGUGAGCUUCAUUCUAUCGACGUCAUGGACUCGCAUGGUUUAGGCGGUACAUACGACGCUGUCGACUCUGAAGACGAAGAAGAAGUGCCAGUUCUUUAUAGAGAACAAUUAAUUACAUUGGUUGGUAACGUUCGUGGUCGUUCCGCCAUUAUUCUAGAUGAUAUGAUCGAUAGACCGGGCUCUUUCAUUAGUGCAGCCGAACAUCUGGUCCAAAACUGUGGUGCUAAGAAGGUUUAUGUUGUCGCCACCCAUGGUAUAUUUACUGGUGACUGUUUGGAAGAACUAGAAAAAUCCGACGCCAUCGACACCAUCGUUGUCACUAACACAUAUCCUAUUUCAAGAGAAUGUAUAGCUGGGUCCAAGAAAUUGGUCACUAUUGAUGUCUCUCCAAUUUUUGCCGAAUGUAUUCGUCGUGAUCAUUAUGGUGAAAGUAUUUCGGUGCUGUUUGACUCUUUGGCAGCUUUGUAA
Saccharomyces eubayanus is the source of this 1284-nucleotide messenger RNA. RefSeq names its product ribose phosphate diphosphokinase subunit PRS1 (gene PRS1). Lineage: Eukaryota; Fungi; Ascomycota; Saccharomycetes; Saccharomycetales; Saccharomycetaceae. Gene Ontology annotation, cellular component: cytoplasm; ribose phosphate diphosphokinase complex. Gene Ontology annotation, biological process: ribonucleoside monophosphate biosynthetic process; 5-phosphoribose 1-diphosphate biosynthetic process; purine nucleotide biosynthetic process. Gene Ontology annotation, molecular function: magnesium ion binding; ribose phosphate diphosphokinase activity. The transcript has a single exon. The record is from RefSeq and is a predicted model, not a curated record. The coding region runs from base 1 to 1284 and encodes 427 amino acids.